Messenger RNA from Bombus huntii, 6091 nucleotides. RefSeq names its product protein phosphatase PP2A 55 kDa regulatory subunit (gene tws). The transcript is spliced from 9 exons. Gene Ontology annotation, molecular function: protein phosphatase regulator activity; protein binding. Bases 809 to 2248 code for a protein of 479 amino acids. Gene Ontology annotation, biological process: peptidyl-serine dephosphorylation. The record is from RefSeq and is a predicted model, not a curated record. NCBI's taxonomy places the organism in Eukaryota, Metazoa, Arthropoda, Insecta, Hymenoptera, Apidae. Gene Ontology annotation, cellular component: protein phosphatase type 2A complex; cytosol.
ACUUGCAAACGUUUGCGCCGUACGAAACGCUUAUUUGUUUAAUCUAUUCGAGCCUCGGUUAAUUGUUCGAACCAACGGAUAAUAUAAAAAUCGUUCGUUUAUUGACACAGUGAAUGAGAAAAUAAUUCGUGUGCUCUUAGUUUUUACACGUUCGAUCAUUGAUCGUAUAGUUGAAUUUUUUAAAUAAAAAUUCAUCGUACAGCUCCUCUUGUGGCAAAUACGUUGUGAUUUGAAUUUCAAUUCUUUACUUUGAAGUACCGGUUCGAAACUACGCCCAAAGUUUCCUCUUGCUCGUCUGCGCUGCCACAAUCUUCACUUUGAAUUACAAAUUUCUGUGAGCAAAGUGAAAAACAUACUACUUUAUACGAAUUUAGUUUGUAAAUUUAGAAUGUGGCGGGAAAACUAACGUCAUUGGCCCUGCGAUUAAUAUUUGCCAAACACUAUUUAUAUUUUUUUAGUGAAAUGAUCAAUUUUAAAUUAACGAGCAAGAGGAAAGAGAACACUUAUCGUGCUUCCAAUGUAAAAUAUUAAAUUUGAAAUGGUUGACGAACGAUCUACUGCUGGAAAGAAGAGUAUUAAUAUUCAAACCAGGACGGAUGUUAGACCCAUAUCGAGAAUGUAUCGAAGAGAUCUACUAAAGUAAAUUGUAAUCGAUUCUGUGCUUUGGAACGCAUUGAAAAUGUAUGACGCGCCUCGACUUUGAAAGCGUAUGACCCGAGUGUUUCAAGUUCUCCGAGUUUUUAUUAGUGAAAUCGAAAAGUAGCAAGGAAAUCUUUCUAUAUAGAAGCUUAUUCUGCCUUUGCUAAAAAUGGACUGGUCGAUGUCAGAUAUUCGCUCAGCCAGGAAUUUUGCACAUUUAUCCAGGGCUGUACCUAUGUUUUUCUCUGUGGAAGAAGUGCAUGAGAAACUAUCAAAACUUCUAGGUAAUGGUGACAUACAGUGGUGUUUUUCACAGGUGAAAGGAACAUUAGAAGACGAUGUUACUGAAGCUGAUAUAAUCUCAUGUGUUGAAUUUAACCAUGAUGGCGAUCUUCUUGCAACAGGAGAUAAAGGUGGUCGGGUGGUUAUUUUUCAGAGGGAUCCUGUCAGUAAAAACAGUAUACCCCGAAGAGGUGAAUACAAUGUAUACAGCACCUUUCAAAGUCACGAACCUGAAUUCGAUUACCUGAAAUCAUUAGAGAUAGAGGAAAAAAUUAACAAAAUUAGGUGGUUAAAAAGAAAAAAUCCAGCACAUUUUCUACUUUCCACAAAUGAUAAAACAAUUAAAUUGUGGAAAGUCAGUGAACGAGAUAAAAGAGUAGAAGGCUAUAAUACAAAAGAAGAAAAUGGUACAAUUCGUGACCCCGCUUGUAUCACUUCCUUGAGGGUACCAACUAUAAAACCAAUGGAGUUGAUGGUAGAAGCAUCCCCAAGGAGAAUAUUUGCCAAUGCGCACACCUAUCAUAUAAACAGUAUAAGUGUUAACAGUGAUCAGGAAACAUACCUCAGUGCUGAUGAUCUUAGAAUUAACCUUUGGCACCUUGAAAUCACAGACCAGAGUUUUAAUAUAGUAGACAUUAAGCCAACUAAUAUGGAGGAACUAACAGAAGUAAUAACUGCCGCGGAAUUUCACCCAGCAGAAUGUAACGUCUUGGUUUAUAGUAGUAGCAAAGGAACAAUUAGACUCUGUGACAUGAGAUCUGCUGCGCUUUGUGACCAACAUAGUAAGCUCUUUGAAGAACCAGAAGAUCCAACAAACAGAAGUUUCUUCUCCGAAAUAAUUUCGAGUAUAAGUGAUGUGAAACUUAGUAAUUCAGGAAGAUAUAUGAUCAGUAGAGACUACCUCAGUGUGAAAGUGUGGGAUUUGCAAAUGGAAACAAAACCCAUUGAAUGUUACCCUGUACAUGAAUACCUAAGAUCAAAGUUAUGUUCAUUAUAUGAGAAUGAUUGUAUCUUUGACAAAUUCGAGUGUUGUUGGAGUGGUAAUGAUUCUGCUAUUAUGACGGGUUCAUACAAUAAUUUCUUCAGAGUAUUCGAUCGUACAACUAAACGUGAUCUCACAUUGGAAGCAGCACGUGACAUUGCCAAACCAAAAACACUUCUAAAACCACGUAAAGUUUGUACUGGUGGUAAACGUAAAAAGGAUGAAAUUAGCGUGGACUGCCUUGAUUUCAAUAAAAAGAUACUACAUACUGCUUGGCAUCCAUCUGAAAAUGUAGUAGCUGUUGCUGCUACGAAUAAUCUCUUCCUAUUUCAAGACAAACUCUAGCACAUCUGUAUGCAGAUCAUUCAGCGGUACAUAUUGACGUGAGCAAGGCACGUUCAACUGAAAAAUCCCAAUGGAACAAGGGAUGCCUGAAUUAUACUGACGAAAGUCAACUAUUAAUAUGUCAAUGGUUGACUGACCGAAAAGUGGUGUACGUAGCGCCGUCCACACAGCUCACAUAUUCAUACACACUAUGUAUACACACAAAGACAUACAGAAUUGCACGUAACACCUUGUCGCGCGUAUAUAUGUAUAUAAAUGCAUGCAAGCAAAGACAUAUGCAUAGCUCUCCAAUUUAUUGAAUUCCGCUAGUUCAAAUAAAAUGCACGUGGAAUCAUUGCCCAUUGACAAAGAAAAAUGUACAGUUCAAUCAAUCAAGAGACUCGUGUUGGCGGUUAUUAUUUAAAUAUUUUAAUAGAAGAUUAAUAUAUUCAGUUCGCUUGUAUAAUAGAAAUUUUGAUACCGUACAAUUUAAAGUGCUUUUUAAUAUAGGUGAUUUUUCUACGUAUGGAAUGGUAUCUGUAAAAGAAACUGCAUUAGUAGGAUCAACUGCAUAGAAUUAAAAGUCGCUAGAUGCGAUAAUUGUGUUCUCGGUACAUGUGUGUAGCAUAUAAUACCUUUGCUUAAUAAAUUAUUUGCCAACCAAAAUGCCUAGACAUGCAAAAUUAAAAGUAGAGAUGAUUAUAUGUGCCAAGAGAUGUGAGAUUAAUGUGUAGCUCGUUACUAUUUUAUUCUCAAUCCAGUAUUCUUUUUCAUAACUUCUCGCGUAGUACAAUUUUGUGUUUUCGGUAGAUAGCUCAUUUUCAAAAUUAAAUUUUUCUGUGUCGAAAACUAUAUCCUUUAUAUAUCAAAUUCGUUGCUGAUUUUAGAGUAAAAAUAUUUUCAUAACUAUUAACAAUUGCAUUUAAAAUAUACCAGCAGUUACCAUUAAGAAGAAAGCCGAGCUUUCAAUUAUUUCAAUUAGUCGUUUGUUGUCAUACAUAACUUAGUAAAAGAUAAUAUUAAAUAAUAGGCCUAUAUCCUCGUGUCUUUAUUUCCUAAAUAAAAUAUAUUAUCAAAUACCCUUAUCAUGGCAUGUUAAAAAACAAAUAUUCGCCGAUACGAGUCAAAAUAUGAGAAGACAAGACAAAUUCACCUUUCAGUGAAACUUUGAAGAAAAAUGAACAUCAAUGCAUUGCAUACUUUAAACAGUAAAGAGUAUGAGUGUAAAGCACCAUUCGUCAGUUGCCGCUUUCUAAUAAUAAGAAAAAGAAAGGACUCAGUCAAGAAGUAUAAGGAACUUACGAUAACUGUAAGUGGAAUACAGGUUUUCUAAUAUUUCUUAUUGACAACUUAUUAACACUUAUACUCUUACACAUAUAAGCAGCGAUUUCCUACACGAAUUAAAAUAAAACUAAAAAGUGCAUUUGACGAUGGUAAGCUGCGCUUGCAGAGUUUAUAUGUAUAAAUUAAAUAUGUGCUGAGUAAAAUAUAUUAGCGGAAUAUAACGUCAACAUUGUGGAAUUUAUAGAGACGAAAUUUGAACGAAACCACGCGUGAUUGAAACAUACGCGCGGAUUAUCGAUUGCGAUCAAGGUGAAUAAAAUUGAAACUUUUUUAUCAAUGGAAAAAAUUCGAUAGCGAAAAUUGUCUUUAACGGGACAUACCUUAUAUUGGUGACUUAAAUUGUACAUGAUUGAGAAUUAGAAUUAGUAAUUUUCACGUGUAUAAAUAACAAUUCUUGAGUCAUAGGCAAAUAAACGACUUUCGAGGUUUCCUAACCAUAUAAGCAAUCAUAUAGUUUUAUAAAAAAAAAAAAAACAAAUAUAUGAUCGCUGUGCGGAAAUGAUUACAGGAGAUUCGCUUUAACACGUGAAUCGUCCUUAAUUUUUAUUUAAUUCUCCGAAAGAUCUGCUAUAUGGCCAAAAAUAGACACGCGUGAUAUAAAAAAAACUAUUUUAAAUUAAGCGCUUUGAAUGGUUUAAACUAAUCACAUUCUUAUUCAAAUGAUGUAAUAUUUAAGCAUUAAGUUUUAGGUACUGGAAAUUCUUGAUUAGCUAUUUUCUGAGUUAGACUUCAAAGUUCAACUUAAUUAAAAAAAGAAAUAUUGCAUAUUAUUACGUUUCUUGCAACAUAACUUUCAUACAACUUAUCUUAUUAAAAAAGAGAUGGCAAAAAAUGCAUUUGAUAUGGUAUAGCUUAAGAAAUUUAGUUGUGUUACUCCCAUGUUAACGAGAGAGAAGAAAAAGAAAAACCAUCUUCAAAUAAUCACGUGCAGACACAAUGCAUGAAACGUAAUAACUGUGUACCAAUCAAGGAUUAUUACUCAGUAUCUUUGUAACGCGAUAUUUAGGCAAUUGUGUACUCACAGAGAUAGGAGGUGAAAAGACGCACGAAUAAAAAAAUGCAAAAUUAUAAUCGAUAAGUUGUAAUCAUAAUUUGUUUUCAAAAGUAAUACGCGAUGGAACCGUGAAAUUCGUUCUAUACUCGAACAAAACGUAGACGUAUUUUUACAAUUAAGUAAUAUUAAUAUUAUUACUGCUAUUAUUAUUAUAAUUAUAGUUAUUAUUAUUAUUAUUAUUAUUAUUAUUAUUAUUAUUAUUGAUAUUAUUAUAGGGACUCUGCGUAACUUGUUUGUUUUGUUAACUGUUAUGCAGAUUUAGUCACGGUGAUGACGACUUGAUCUGUUCGGUUAGCUAGAUAGCAUGAUGAUGUAAAAUUGAUUGCGAAUUAAACGAUCGUAUUGAGAUACCGGAAUAGAACCAUACUUGUUCGCGCAGUAAACAAUUUUACGGAAAAACCGUUAUAUUCCGAAACACUGGAAGUAUGCAACGAAGAGCCCGGGGCUCCCGUUAGAUCUUUUAAUCUUCGUAAAAUCCAAUUGCUAACGGGAUCAAUGAAUAUGAGACUAAUGAAAUACAAUAAACUAUGAAAAAACAACAAUGGAUCCCAUUGAUUGAAACUAACUUAGGUAUAAAAUUAAUUUAAAAGGAAAUGCAAUUUGUAUCCGCUUGCUUGAUGCGAGGAGAUGAGAUUUAGGUCUCGUAUGUAUGGAUCCCUUCGAGAAAGACAUUUUAAAUAUUUAAAAACAUGCCUUACAACUGGUCGUAUCAUCGCUGCAUCCGUGCAUCGGACAAUCUGAAUUGACGUAAAGGAAGUUAAAAAGAAGUACACUGAGCAGAGUAGAAUUUUGGCACGCAGGACCUGUCUCGUUGUGAUAUAAUAAACGUCAUUGUAUUACUAGCCGAAUGUUGAAGCUCUAUUUUUAUUAAAGUAACCAUGUAUUAUUAGUCCAUACUUAGCGUUUUUAUAGCGAAUACGUAAAAGUCUUUUUACCUGUCUUGCGUGAGGUACGAUGAAGCGAAACUACAAUAGCGGGACUCGCAAUGUUUCAAUGUUGGUUUCUAUAAAGUUUUUCGUAACGUCGAUCAACUAUAUGUAACUUGUCGCGUGAAAUAUACUUUCUCCGGUUAUUAAUUCCAUAAUUUAUUUCUUCUCGCUAAUGCACGCAAUUAGGUAAAAAGAACGAUUAUGGUAUCCAUUGUCGAGUUAAGAAGAAUCGUGCCAUAGAAUGUUAUGCGUAAAGAAUACUGUCAUUUUUACUGUUUAUCUUACAUUGUACACUUCAUCAUCCUUUCAGCGGGCGAAAUUGCGGAUAAUACGGUCGAAUUCUUUUCGGGAUUCAAAAUUACUUAACGUCUGUUUGCACGGUACAGAUUUUUACGAGAAAUUUACGCUAUGAAAAAAAUGUAAAAGAUCAUGGAAUGAAGAUGUAAUUGAAAGAAAGCGUAAGGCAUAUAUAUUAGGUAGUCUUGAGAAGAAUGAUGUAAAGCAUAAAUGAGAAUAAUGAGCAAAACUACGUCGAAA